Arabidopsis thaliana (thale cress) is the source of this 2260-nucleotide messenger RNA. Its product is annotated as tRNA synthetase beta subunit family protein. The record is from RefSeq and is marked reviewed. Lineage: Eukaryota; Viridiplantae; Streptophyta; Magnoliopsida; Brassicales; Brassicaceae. Gene Ontology annotation, biological process: phenylalanyl-tRNA aminoacylation. The transcript is spliced from 19 exons. Gene Ontology annotation, molecular function: phenylalanine-tRNA ligase activity; nucleotide binding; RNA binding. Gene Ontology annotation, cellular component: cytoplasm; cytosol. The coding region runs from base 205 to 2001 and encodes 598 amino acids.
CCAAAAUUUUAUAUGAAAAAUAGCAAAAUCAACAAUAACCCUUAAAAAAUAAAAGAGGGUUAUAUUUAUAUAUUGUAACGGUGAAAAAUCGUCAUCUACUUCUUCUUGAAACCCUAGUUCCAAAAUCUGCACACACACUCAGAAGAAGAAGACGUCAUCUCUCUAUCUCUGUCUUUCUGCUAAUUUCACGAAGAAUCUGAGAAUAUGCCAACCAUCAGUGUUGGCAGAGACCGUUUGUUCGCUGCUCUUGGAGAAUCCUAUACUCAGGAAAAAUUCGAGGAACUGUGUUUCAGUUUCGGUAUCGAGCUUGACGAUGUGACUACUGAAAAGGCAAUAAUCAGAAAAGAGAAGCACAUCGAUGAAGAAGCUGAUGAUGAUGAAGAAAUCAUCUACAAGAUUGAAAUUCCUGCCAACAGACCUGAUUUGCUUUGCCUCGAAGGGCUUGCUCAAUCUCUUCGCGUUUUCAUCGAGAAACAGGAGAUACCAACGUAUACUCUUGCUGACAUUAGCAAAGACAAGAUCCUUCAAAUGAAUGUUAAACCUGAGACAUCGAAGAUUCGUCCAUUUGUUGUAUGUGCUGUUUUAAGAGGUGUAACCUUUGACGAGGCUCGUUACAACAGCUUCAUUGAUCUUCAGGAUAAGUUACAUCAGAAUAUUUGCAGGCGAAGGUCCUUGGUUGCUAUUGGAACUCAUGACCUUGAUACAUUGCAGGGUCCUUUCACAUACGAGGCUUUGCCGCCAACGGAUAUAAAUUUUGUACCUUUGAAGCAAACAAAGAGCUUCAGGGCUGACGAACUUAUUGAAUUCUACAAGUCUGAUAUGAAGCUGAAAAAGUUUCUACACAUAAUCGAGAAUUCACCCGUCUUCCCUGUUUUAUACGACAGUAAGAGAACUGUGCUGUCAUUGCCACCUAUUAUCAAUGGUGCACAUUCAGCAAUUACCUUACAGACAAAGAAUGUCUUCAUUGAAUGUACUGCAACUGAUUUGACGAAGGCCAAGAUUGUUUUGAAUACAAUGGUUACAACCUUCUCAGAAUUUUGUGCCAGAAAAUUUGAGAUUGAGCCUGUUGAAGUUACAUACGACGAUGGAAAGUCAUACAUCUAUCCGGAUUUAGCUGUCUAUGAUAUGGAAGUUCCUCUCUCUUUCAUUACAGACUCAAUUGGAGUCUCUUUAAAGGUGGAACAGGUUACAAGUCUGCUGACCCGAAUGCAGCUGCAAGCUGAGCAAGCAAAAUCUAGUGAUAACCAGUGUGCCAUCAAAGUACAUGUACCCCCCAGCAGGAGCGACGUUCUCCACCCUUGUGAUGUUAUGGAGGAUGUUGCCAUUGCCUAUGGUUUCAAUAACAUUCCAACAAGAAAGCCUGCUUCGAUAAAACCACUGACUUUGAAUGAGCUCACUGAUCUUCUAAGAAUAGAGAUUGCGAUGUGUGUGUACACGGAGGUGGUAACGUGGCUACUAUGCUCACAUAAGGAAAACUUUGCGAUGCUAAAUAGAGAGGAUGUUAAUUCAGCCGUCAUAGUUGGGAACCCGCGGUCUGCUGAUUUUGAGGCCAUGAGGAGGGCUCUCAUGCCCGGAUUAUUGAAGACAGUUGGUCACAACAAUAAAUACCCUAAACCAAUUAAGAUUUUUGAAAUCAGUGAUGUGGUCAUGUUGGAUGAGAGCAAAGACGUUGGUGCAUCCAAUCGUCGCCAUCUCGCUGCACUAUACUGUGGUGCUACUUCUGGAUUUGAGCUUAUCCAUGGCCUGGUCGAUAGGAUCAUGGAAGUGAUGGCAAUACCAUUUCUAACAAUCCAUGAAAAUAACGUACCAAUCAAUGAAAAAGACGGAUACUAUGUAAAGCUCUCCCAAGAACCCGAGUUUCUACCGGGCAGGCAAGCUAGCAUCAUUGUCAGAGGGAAACAUAUUGGUAACUUUGGAAUCGUGCAUCCUGAGGUUUUGAACAACUUUGACAUCCCUGAUCCAUGCUCUUACUUGGAGUUAGACAUCGAAGCUAUCUUAUAGAAAAAGAAACCAACCAAAAUGUUUUCUUCUCUUUGUGCAAUAUCGUUAUCUGGAUUAUUUGAAGUUGUUGAUUUUGUUUGGUUAGAGGAUCUAGAACACGCAUGUCGAGAGAAUUACUACAAAUAUUUAACUGCUCUGCUGUUUUUUACCCCAUUUGUAAGAUCCAGCUUUUAUUUUCAAUUCGAUUGUAAUUUUCAUUUAGAAUUUGUUUAGUUUCUUAACUGACAGCAAAUUUUUUUUUACAAGGGAUAACAUGCCU